AUGUCUGAGCCCCGGCCCCUCACGCACGAGCAGUACGCCAAGCGGCUCCACGAAAUCGUCUACCCGCGCUUGCCGGACGACAUUGACCAGCGGGCGAUUGUCGUGGCCUGGCUCUCGUGGCUGCAGCAGCGCGAGCCCUACGACACGUUCUUGCAACUCGGUAGUCAGCGCCAACAGCACUUCUUUGCCGUCGUCGGCGGGGUGUCGUUCGACAAUGUCCCGCUCAUCCUCCCGACGGCCGACCAGCUGUUUCACCAUGCCGCUCAAACCUUCACUCGCCAGCAGGAGGCGCUGCGACACGUGCAAGUUCACGCCGUCGAGCGGUCGAGGGCGGCACACGAGCCGGCUGCGAGGAGCACUUCCUCGCCUAGCGCCCCCGCCUCUCCACCGUCCGUCUUCCAGGAAGGCCAGCCUUUUGCCGCCCCUCCCCGCCCGCAGCUGCCGCCUGGACCCAUCGACACGAUCACGAACAACGCCCUGUACGACAUCAAUCCUCUCGCGCGCCGUCCGACCAACCGCCCGCCGCGGCACAACCCGAUCCCGCCGCCACCGAACGAGCCCUGA
Messenger RNA from Rhodotorula graminis WP1, 564 nucleotides. RefSeq lists its product as uncharacterized. The record is from RefSeq and is a predicted model, not a curated record. The transcript is spliced from 5 exons. Lineage: Eukaryota; Fungi; Basidiomycota; Microbotryomycetes; Sporidiobolales; Sporidiobolaceae. Bases 1 to 564 code for a protein of 187 amino acids.